AUGAUUACAAGCCAUCUCUCACCAGUUGAUGUGGCCUGCCUAGCACUAUGUAAUCAUAGGAACCUAUCUAUCCUUAGCCGUGGCGUGUGGGAUACAUUAGAUACUCUUCCCAGGGACCGGGAACGCUUUUUAAAGCGGCUCCAACGCGAUCUUCCGUCGGACUAUGUCAACCCUUCUGGGCCGGCAUACAGAACCAACAGGACAUUCCGUCUACAUCGAGGAGCGGCCCCGACUAUCCGCGAGGCCAAUGUGCAUCCAAGAUACGAAACUCAGUACUGCUUUAAAUUAUUCCAUCUGCAGCUCGCCAUGCUGCAAUAUUAUUAUGGGCCAGCACAUGGUAUAUCGGCGGAUUCCCUUCUCUUCACUGAAGCCCAUUUUGAUCAGGAAACAUCUACUACCACUCCAGUGUCUAUGGAGGCUCGAACUUGCGAUGGCCCGUGUCUGUGUCUGCAGAUCCAAAACUGGGCGCUGGUAGGAGCUCGAAGUAUAGACAGACUCAUUUUGAAGACCAGAUUUAUAUCUGUCUGUGAUCACGUUAACAUGGAUGGCGGGAAAGCAAUUCCACCAACGUUGAUAAGGGUUUCUGAAAAAAACAGGCUUGCUCUGGUCAUAACGAAGUGGCUUAAUCUUGGGAAUGGCCUUGACCCUGAGGAUAUCCGGUGGAAAAGGCACAGUGCAGGUUUCCAGAGAUGUGCAUGCUGUAAAAGCAUCUGGAAAGACUGUCCGUCGCUAGAUUCUAUUACCCAAGAGAACGAGUCACAUUUGCUGAAUGACCGUUAUAAGGAAUCGAUGGACAGGUGGUAUCGAGAUUUUUGGAUUCUGCAAGGUGGGAAGCGUCUUUAUCCAUAUCCUUUGGUUAUUAAAACAGUUGAUCUAAUCAUCUGGGCCUCGUACAUAUGGCGAUUGUGGGUUAGUGCCAUUAUUAUUGCCCCGAUGGAUCCAACAUAUCUUACUCCAAUUCCACAGUAUAAAGGAGCCUAUCCUGCCUACUAUGUAGGCUUGAUAUCCGUAUAUAUUCGUCUCAUUGCUGCAUGGAGGAAUAUCACGCUGCAGUGUUGGCUUUGCUGUUCCGCCGGCUACGAGUCCGAUAUAAACAACCUCCUCUCUUUUCCUUCGCACUUCUACGCAGGGCUGAUGGCUAGUAGGCGAAGCUAA
Microsporum canis CBS 113480 is the source of this 1155-nucleotide messenger RNA. Its product is annotated as F-box domain-containing protein. The record is from RefSeq and is a predicted model, not a curated record. The transcript is spliced from 6 exons. NCBI's taxonomy places the organism in Eukaryota, Fungi, Ascomycota, Eurotiomycetes, Onygenales, Arthrodermataceae. Bases 1 to 1155 code for a protein of 384 amino acids.